Molecule: messenger RNA, 1325 nt
Organism: Cyclopterus lumpus (lumpfish)
Lineage: Eukaryota; Metazoa; Chordata; Actinopteri; Perciformes; Cyclopteridae
Product: G2/M phase-specific E3 ubiquitin-protein ligase-like
Exons: 7
Coding region: 15-1160 (381 amino acids)
Cellular component (GO): nucleus
Molecular function (GO): ubiquitin-protein transferase activity
Source: RefSeq, a predicted model, not a curated record
ACCUGGACUCUCUCAUGAGACGGUUCAGACAGGAGAACAUGGAUCAAGACGUAGAAACCCGCGUUCGGGUGAGGAGGAAAGACCCGCUCCACAGCGCUCUGGAGGUGGUGAGGAGUCCGGACUUCUGUUUCAGAACGACACCCAUCGUCUCUUUCAGUGGAGAGGAGACUGACGGCCAUGACGGACCCCUCAGAGAAUUCUUUAGAUUGACUUUGCUGGAGCUGCAGCAAAGUUCUGUGUUUGAGGGUCAUCCUGGGCGUCUGUUCUUCACCUACGAUCUUAAAGCGCUUGAAGACAGGAAGUAUUACGAAGCAGGCGUUCUGAUUGGCUGGUCUCUGACUCAGGGCGGGCCUGGACCCCGUUGUCUACACCCUGCACUCUUCCAGUUGGUAUGUGGCCUGAAGCCUUCUUUGGAGGAGUUCAACUGGAGGGACAUUGUUGAUGCUGAAGCACAAAUCAGGCUGCAACAGAUGCAUAGUUGUACUGAUGUGAAGCUGCUUUCUCCCAGUCUGUGUGACUGGGUUGCAAGCUCUGGGAUCCCUGGAAUCUAUUUGGCACAAUCGGAGGAACUACCAUCCAUCUACGUCCGCCUGGUCAAACAUUACAUCUACUACAGGGUGGCCAGUAUGAUCUCCCAGUUCACAGAGGGUCUGAACAGCUGUGGUGGAUUGUGGGAAACGGCACAGUCCAACUGGGAGGAGUUUGUGCCUGUGAUGACGAGCACCCGGCAGCAGCCUCUGACCCUGGAAGAGUUCAAACAGCUUUUCACCAUCUGCUACAGCCGUCCAGACAGCCAGCUGAGGGCCACCGAGGAGGCCACAGCUGGACACUGGGAAACGGUCCUUACGCUGGUCCGCGAUGGUAAGGCAGAUCUGUCCUUUGAAGACCUGCUCGCCUUCAUCACUGGAGAUGAUCAUCUGCCUCCCCUCGGUUUCCCCAAAUUGAUCUCCCUAUGUUUUUACUCCCAGGAUCCUAGCAUAUCAGGUGAGCGGCUCCCUCACUCCUCCACCUGCACUCUCGAGCUCUUCCUGCCGAGAGGAGCAGCAGGGGCUGCAGACCUGUUGGCGCUGCUAAGCAGAGCCCUGCGUGAAGCCCUUGGCUUUACAUGUUUCCACCCAGAAGGAGAGGGUGGCUUCAUAGAUGUGGUGACAAGUUCAUGAAGUGGAUGGAUUAUUGAGGUCCAGCAGAAACUGACUGUGGUGCUCAAAGAUGAAUGUAAAAUAUGAACAUAAGGAAAUGUUUUACAAAGUGAAUGGCAAUUUAUUAAAAAUGUUCAGUUGACAUACUUGUAUUUUCACAUUUUGAAGCAGAUCUGGACAAUUGAU